Menidia menidia (Atlantic silverside) is the source of this 5919-nucleotide messenger RNA. Lineage: Eukaryota; Metazoa; Chordata; Actinopteri; Atheriniformes; Atherinopsidae. The record is from the annotation of a GenBank genome assembly.
AUCAGUAUGGGACAGAACCAGGACAAAGUGGACGGUGAAAAGCAGGUCCUCAGUGACCAAUUGGAGGCCACGCCUCCGGGCCACAGCCCUGGAGCUCUGGCCAGUCACGCAGGUGAUGUCAUGGAGGGAGAAAGCUCAUGUGAGGAGGAGGCUGUUGAGACAGGGGAAAAAUCUGGCGAAGCAGACUCUCCGGAUCUGGAUGAGAGCCCCGGGCUGGAGCCAGUAACACCUUCUAGUGAGAAACACAUACAUUUGUGCGAGAGGGAGGUAAUACAGGGAGGGGCUGCAGGAAAGGAGGGUGGAGGUGGUCGAAGAGGAGGAGACUGGCCUGCCCGAUUGGUUCCACAUGGGAUGGGCAAGAACCACAAGACCAAUUCAGGAACGAAGAGGCUUGAAAGAGCACAAAGGGUGUUUAGGCAAGUCAACGGAGACGAAAGAAAUACUGUGGAGCAGCUUCGAGCAUCUUCAGAGUUCCAGAUGGAGUAUGACGCUGAAGAAACCUUCUCACAACAGGAUGAGAACUCAGGGGACCUGCAUCCAUUUGGCAACCCUGGACAGGAAUCUGCGAUCAUGAAGAGAAAGGCAUGUGGAGCUCAAACAGGAAGUGAGUUGGUGCUCGUUCAAGAUCAUAAAGUGUCCGUGACUACUGAGACUGAGAAUGAGGAUGUUGGGUUCUGUGCACGGACAGCAGGCUCUUUGAGUGACAGGAAGGAACCGCCUCCAGCUACACGCCAACAUCCUUUGAAAAACAGUCGGCAGAAAGGGUCUUUAUUAGAUAUGAGAGACACCAUUCACCCAAAUGAAAGAAGUAAGGAAGGAGUCUUAGCAUGUGAGAAAAACUCAGGUUUGAAUGAUCACUCUUUGGCUAAAUCAAAGUUUUUUGAUGACGGCGAUCGGAUGGAGUCCAUGAAGUUGUUUCCACAAGUGGACUCAGCGGAAAAAAAUGACACCUUGUUCUCAGAUUCAGCAUCAAACGUAGCCUUGCCCGCUGAGCCCAGCUCUAUUUUGGAGAAGCUAUUGAAGAGAAAUAGAAAAGAGGCUGUCCCGUCUCUGUCUAAAAAGAAAGAAGUUGAUAGUCAGAGCAAGGACACCAUAGCUCUUGAGGACACAGAAGCAAAGGAGACAGUUCACAAAACAACACCACUGAUCUCCAGCGAGCAAGAUGAUCAACCUGAAUGUGUCAUUAAGGCAACUUUAAACACGCAAACUCACAUUGCAGCCCCAGAUUCAAUCGGUUUUCCGUCUUCAGUGACUGUGUGUGAAAGCUCACUCACAAAAUCGCAUUAUUCCCCACCAGAGUCCCCACCAGCACAGACCGACGGGCAGGUGGUGAACUCUGUCGAAGUUCAUACAACCGAGAAGACAGCCACUGAAACUAAAGGAACACGCUCAAGGACGGGGAUUGACCAUGAGGGCAGAACAUCAAGCUCUGAUAGGGCAGAUACUCAGCCUAUGAAAAGGCAGAUGGUAAAAGAGAGCCGUGAGGACACUGCUGCUCCAGCUGGGGGUGCAGGUGUGGUCGCAGCUGACACAAAUUAUUCAGGGAGAAGCAAUCAGGUCUCAUGCACCAUGAAGCAGGACCUCCAGAACCUGACACUCGAUUCAGAAAAUGCCUCCUCAGAUCACAAGGAUAAAAAAACUUGCAAAGAGGCAGAUGAAGGUGUUUUAUUGAGGGACAAAUCCCAAGGCACUCCAAAAUCUAGGCCUGUCUCAGACCUGAUAAGGGGGACAAUUCAACUGCAUGAAAAGCUGCAACACCUCGAACGACCAAAGUCGACGGAAGUCAAACCUGAGGAGCAAGGCCAGUCUCUGAAAGUGGCACAGAUGAAGGCGGCUUUCGAUUCACCGCUGAAAACUCCAGACAGGGGACUGGAAAGGAAGCCAUCAAUGAGAAGAGAUAUGAGACGAGUUGUACGACAGAGCAAAUUCCGUCACGUCUUUGGCCAGGCCGUGAAGAAUGACCAAUGCUACGAUGAUAUCCGGGUUUCAAGGGUCACAUGGGACAGCGCCUUCUGUGCAGUCAACCCCAAGUUUGUUGCCAUCAUUAUUGAGGCCAGCGGCGGUGGAGCUUUCCUCGUUCUCCCCCUUCACAAGUCGGGACGCAUCGACAAAUCCUACCCCACAGUAUGUGGUCACACAGGUCCUGUGUUGGACAUUGAGUGGUGCCCUCACAAUGACCAGGUCAUUGCCAGCGGCUCUGAGGACUGCACAGUGAUGGUAUGGCAGAUUCCUGAGAAUGGCCUCAUCACUUCCAUGUCUGAACCUGUGGUGGUGCUGGAGGGUCACUCAAAGCGUGUUGGCAUCAUCACAUGGCAUCCAACCGCACGCAACGUCCUCCUUAGUGCAGGUUGUGACAACCAGAUAAUCAUCUGGAACGUGGGCACUGGUGAGGCCAUGAUCACUCUGGAUGAAAUGCAUCCUGAUGUCAUUUACAACGUCUGCUGGAACCGCAACGGUAGCCUCAUCUGCACCGCCUGCAAGGACAAGACCAUCCGCGUCAUCGACCCCCGCAAGGAGGACAUCGUUGCUGAGAAAGAGAAGGCACAUGAGGGGGCCCGACCCAUGAGGGCCAUUUUCCUCUCUGAUGGCAACGUCCUCACCACCGGUUUCAGUCGUAUGAGUGAGAGGCAGCUGGCUCUCUGGAACCCGCAAAAUAUGGAUGAGGCCAUAACUGUUAAUGAGAUGGACACCAGCAAUGGAGUGCUCCUGCCCUUCUAUGACCCCGACACCAAUGUCGUGUAUCUCUGUGGAAAGGGGGACAGCAGCAUCCGUUACUUUGAAAUCACAGACGAGGCUCCAUAUGUUCACUUCCUCAACACUUUUGUCACCAAGGAGCCCCAAAGGGGGAUGGGCUACAUGCCCAAGAGGGGCCUUGAUGUCAAUAAGUGUGAAAUUGCAAGGUUCUAUAAACUGCAUGAAAGAAAGUGUGAGCCUAUUGUGAUGACUGUACCCAGAAAGUCGGAUCUGUUCCAGGACGACUUGUACCCUGACACGGCUGGACCAGACCCUGCCCUGGAGGCUGAGGAAUGGUUUGAGGGCAAGAAUGGAGACCCCAUCCUCAUCUCCCUCAAGAACGGUUAUGUCCCAGGCAAAAACCGUGAAUUCAAGGUGGUCAAAAAGAACAUUUUGGACAGCAAGGUCACCAAGAACGCAGAGAACUCGAGCCCUGCCAACAAGCCGGCCUCCCCCACUCCGUCAAUUAAAUCUGAAGCAAAGAUGGAGGAGAUCUUAAAAGAAAUCAAAUCCCUCAAGGACCUGAUCAGCAGUCAGGAGAAGCGAAUCAUCAAACUUGAAGAGCAAAUGUCCAAAAUUGCAAUUUAAGGACCCCCUUUACCCCUUCCCGCUACAAUUCAGGAUGUUCCAUUGUCUGGGGGGGCGGGAAAGAUCACUGCCUACCUUUUAAUGACAGUGUUUGAUCUCAGUCCUGCCGAGCAACAAUCCCUAGCAACAUUCCAGAUGAACUUCUUUUAAACCAGGCCCCAACCCUCAGUUUAACACAGGUGGAAUAAGGAGGACAUGUGGUAAAUUUAGCAGGAAGUACAUUUGCUUCUUUUUGAAUUCAAAGGACUCGGUUAAUUUUAUUCUGUGGCAGCCUUUUAAUUUGCCUAUUUCUAUAAACAGGUCUUAAGUCUUCUCAUUUUAGAAUGACCAAUAAAAGCCCAUUGUUAACAGCAGUCCCCAUUAACAUCGGUAUAUCUGCAUAUGUGUCUUUUAGUGGGUGUCAGUGUUCCAUGUUGGCGUGUCCCAAAAUGAAAAUGUUGCCAAAUGUAGGAUUUUGUUUACACCUCCAUAACAGUAUUUUCUGUCGGUGAGAAUAUUCAAAAUCCAAACACAGUUAAACGGACUGUACGUGAGGGGGGGGGGGGGGGGGAUUUUAACUGCUUGUGCACGCCAAAGUCAAAUAAACAAUUAGAUUUAUUCAGAAAAACUUCAAAUUCUUCAGUAGAAACAUUCCCGUUUGCCACAGCCAGCACCAAACGCAACAUGAUGGAAAUGAGUUCUUGCUUCUCCACACUGAAGCCGCACGCAUCCACGCCCACUUUUAGCUUUUUCUCUCUAAAUCUGUGGCUUCCUGUCACUCUGACUGGAGAUAUUCCAUGUGAACGCGUGUCCCUCUCUACCCGCUUCAUUAACAUGCACUCUGCACUUAUCAAACAUGACAUUCCACUAAAACUAUUUGCUGUUUAGGUAUGGUAGGGGGGACUCAGCUUCCUCUUGUGUGUGAACCCUCUGCUGUAGUGACUCUGUGACGGUCGGUCGGCUGGCUGUUGUGACAUUUAAAGUGCUGCAUGUGGAAACAUCGCUGUGCAGAUGUUUUUUUUUGUCUUUGAGGGGUUGUCGCCAAACCUCGGUGCAGUAGCCUCCCUCCCCCCAAUUUUUUCCCCCCCUUUUUAUUUUUAGCUUUGCAUCAUAUCCUUCCCCAGAUGUGUAUUUUCUGUACAGCAUUUGACAUGACAGGAUGCCAAGUAAUCGCACACCAGCUCGACUGUUUGAAACCAUCUUGUGAUGAAGCCGGAGGCUCCUACAGAAACUGUUCAUGCUAGACCUUAAAGGCCUCUGAUUCCUGGAUAUAAGGCUCAUGAAUCUGUGGCCUUUUGGCAUCUGACUGGAUGUUUCUGUAUGGUGUCUUAUCCGAGGGGUUAAGUUACUUUUAGUAGAAGCCACAAACCUUCCUCUAAUUUGGAAGCACUGCUUAGUAGAGAAGCUACUUCUGUUCAUUUAAGCCUGUUUCUUGUUCCAGCUGUGCUCGUAUCCCCUUAGCAAUUCCACAUCUUAAUUUUCUAAUGUUUCUCUCCCUUUCAUGCCCUGAAUCAGUAUAGUUGACACAAAUACAGGAACCAUUUUCUCCUCCCACCUGUUUGAUCCAGUAAAAAAUCUUUUUUUUUUUCUUUUUUUGAUGUUUGAUUUGUUUCCCAGUGGGAAGCAGAGACGGGUAAUGGUCUGUUGUUUGCCUUCAUCAAUUGUUACCACUGUAAAGACCUGAAAAGUGCCAUAGAAGUGACCAAGAAAAGUUGGUGUUGGGGACUGUUCUGUGAGUAGUUUGUGUAGUUAAAUGGAAGACUUGAGAGGUGCCUGAAUAUAAAAAUCACAUUGAGGUGCUAUACUUUGUACUAACAUGCCGUCACUAAAGCCCCGUCUGUCACCGGGCUCAAAGACACGAGGGAGUCCUGCCAACCGCUGCCACAGUGCAGCAGGCAGCAUUAUUGGUCGGCGUUGAGCCGCUUGCAUUUCCCACCUUGGUACGGGUAUAACAACAUCUUUAGAAAUGGAUGUGAAACCAAUAAUCUGUCGGCUGAACGCAGGGCCGUGUUAAACAGUGUGACCUCGAGACGCACUCUGAGCAUUGAGUAGUGGAAUAAUGGUGGCAGGAAAUCUGAGUGCGAGUCUGACACAAAUUCUACUGCCGUAUUUUGUAUUUCAGACUUCCACUUGAGGUUUCAUCUGUUUUUUUAAAUUUUUUAAAUUUUUUUGUUUUAAUAGCAUUGUUGGCACGAGAGCAGAAUUUUGUGGAGAGUAGUGACUGAUAGCAAUCCAAAGGGACAGUGUAGGUUGACGAGAUGUGCAGCUGAAGGAUAGAUGUACGUUUGUAAUUAAGGUCUAGAAAACUGAGUGAACGCCGUGUAAAUAACAUGACUUUUUUUUUUUUUUCAUUUUUGUUUCGUGGUUGUGCUGAAGAGGGUAUUUGGAUGGGUGAUGGGUUUUAAAUGUUCCCCUGUUUGUGUUCCUUGCACCUUGCCAUAAUGCAUCUUAAGAAAAGCAGAACCUCUGUUCCAUAAGAAAACCAAGAAACAAAAUCGGACAAAAACCAACCAGGAUGAACGCCUCGUGGAGGUCUGCUCAGCAUUUUUGUUCAUUAUUCUUGCUUCAAGUAUCAAACAUUGAUUAUAAGAAAAAUUAAUAAAGAAUUUUUAAAAUGAA